AAAUCUUGGCAACAGAUUUUUGAUCGAGCUUGUGUCUUCAAUCACUUUAUGCAUUGGUCUGACCACUCGGCUCUGUAUUUGAGUCUUUUGGGCCCGACACUUCAUAUUCGGAGAAAUCAAUAUCGAUUUGAAAAUGCAUGGCUUAGAGAAGAAGGGUUUAAAGAGGUUCUUAAAGCUGCUUGGCAGGGGUCAGUUGAGAUGCCUUUUCAAGACAGAUUGCAGUUUUGUGUCAGGAAGCUUAGUGAGUGGGGAGGCGACAAGUUCCAAAGAUUUGGCAAGCGGAGGAAGGAGUUGUGUGACUUAAUUCAGAGGGUCCGCAAGCGUCGUGAUGAGGAGGGGUGUCAAAUUCUUAAUAAAGCAGAUAAGGAACUCUCUAAAUUGCUUGAUCAGGAGGACAUAUACUCGAAACAACGAGCAAAGCAGCACUGGCUUUGUGCGGGAGAUAGGAACACUCGUUUCUUCCAUCAAUAUGCCUCUUACCGUAGAAGGAAAAAUCAAAUUCAUGGCCUGAUGGCUCCGAAUGGCAAGUGGUGUGAGGGUCCAAAUUUAAUGAGUUUAGUGAGAGAUAAUUAUAACAGUCUAUUUCACUCUAAUGGGGCGGCUAAUUCAGGUUUUUUGGACUCCCUUACACCAUGUAUUUCUGUGGAGCAAAAUACUGGUUUGCUUCGCCCGUUCGAGGAAAGUGAGGUGAAUGAAGCUCUCUUUACCAUGCAUCCGGAUAAGUCCCAUGGACCGGACGGUAUGAACCCUGGUUUUUAUCAAAAAAGUUGGGAGACAGUGGGUUCUGAUGUCACGCAGUUUGUUUUGAAGUGUAUUAAGGAGUGCUUAUUUUCUGACGGAAUGAACGAUACCACGCUAGUGUUGAUCCCCAAGAAGCAAACCCCUAAGACUGUGGCAGAUCUCCGACCCAUUGCCUUAUGCAAUACUACAUAUAAGACUAUAUCCAAGAUGGUGGCAAAUCGCCUUAAACCCUUGUUGCAACAUGUUAUCUCGGAUAAUCAAUUUGCGUUCCUCCCAGGUAGACUUAUUUCGGAUAACAUUUUACUAGCUGUAGAAAUGGGACAUUACUUACACAGAAAGCAGUUGGGUUUGACGGGAUGGGUGGGAUUAAAGCUCGAUAUGGCAAAGGCAUAUGACCGGGUGGAGUGGGGCUUUCUCCGCAAAAUGAUGGAGAAACUAGGUUUUGAUAGUCGAUGGAUUGAACUUGUUAUGCUUUAUGAGUUGGUUCCCACCAGGGGACUUCGUCAAGGAGACCCCCUCAGGCCAUAUUUGUUUAUAUUAUGUGUGGAGGGUCUUUCUUUGAUGUUGAAGGAGGCUGAAAGGAAGAGGCUGAUUCAUGGUAUUAGAGUGGCCAGGGGAGCUCCUCCCGUAACCCAUUUGUUCUUUGCAGACGAUAGCUUGCUAUUCUUUAAGGCAUCGGAUGAGGAGGCUGGGCAGGUUCGGCAGCCUCUUGCUUCGGUUUUUGUGGUUGUCCAGGCAGAGAAUUUUGGUGGAUGGAAUUUAGAGGUUGUGCAAAGCUUAUUUUGCCCCAGAGAUAUGGACCAGAUCAGUAGGGUGCCACUUCAACUAGAUAGUGAAGACAAAUGGUAUUAGGCAGGAGAGACGCAUGGGGAGUACUCCGUCAAAGAGGCUUAUCGUCGAUUGGUUGACGAAGCUACGUCAACUCCUUGUUUCUCUCGAUGGGGCCAGAUAUGGCAGAUUCCAAUUGCUCCUAAAAUUAGAAUCUGCCUUUGGCGUACAAUU
Cuscuta campestris is the source of this 1743-nucleotide messenger RNA. NCBI's taxonomy places the organism in Eukaryota, Viridiplantae, Streptophyta, Magnoliopsida, Solanales, Convolvulaceae. The record is from the annotation of a GenBank genome assembly.